Messenger RNA from Alternaria metachromatica, 786 nucleotides. RefSeq lists its product as uncharacterized. The transcript is spliced from 2 exons. Bases 1 to 786 code for a protein of 261 amino acids. NCBI's taxonomy places the organism in Eukaryota, Fungi, Ascomycota, Dothideomycetes, Pleosporales, Pleosporaceae. The record is from RefSeq and is a predicted model, not a curated record.
AUGAGCGACCUUCCCGUCUUCCUGAUCGAUAACCGAGCAAGAAGUGACAGCAGCAGCUCCGGCGAGAACGGGCUUUCACAAGCUUUUUGUGACUCACUGGAGAAUCCGCACGACACCUCUGAGGAUGACAAGGCCAUGUACCCCGUCAACAAUGAGCCAAUCAUCCUAGACCUCAACCCUGAGCUGCGCUACGAGCAAGUCAAGGUUACCGGAUCACCAGAGGCCUGGGUUGACAGUGUGCUACCAGGAGCGGUGAUUGCGCGCAACGUACCAGUUCCGCUCGCCUUCGAUGACAUCCCCCAUGACCUCCGUCAAAGCUUCCCGCUUGUCAAGUUCAAUGGUUCCUACAGCUGCCGGAACUACGGCCUGCACCAGCAGGUCGCUGAUGACAAGAUGUGCAUGAGAGCACUGACGACCCCGGACGGAUGCGAGAACCCAGAGUGCUGGUUCCAGCACCUGCCGCCUACCACGGACCACAUCGCAUUCUAUCUGUCGCUGGGACCACUCGGCAAGAAGCUGAUCUACAACCUCACGAAGAACUUCGUGGCACAGUACCCGAAGUAUCGUCAUGGAGAAACGUCCAAGGUUGGAAAGCGGCCCAUUGGGCAGAUAACUGCUAGCAUCAGCGAGGAGCAGAGGUACGAGGUUGUGCCGACCGGCCUCAUAAAGUACAGCUGCGUCAAGAUAACUGCGCUCAAGUCGGGCAUCCUAGGCGAUCUCUUCAGGCAUGGGACGAACUGCACGCCAGUGGUGCCGAACACAAAGCUCAGCUCCACGGUGAAAUGA